GUCAGUCUCAGGUGGUCGGUUCCCGUCAGCCAAUCAUUGCUGCUCCAGGUGAUGAUGUUAUCCUGCCGUGUCACGUGGUGCCUCAGCUCAAUGUGGCGGGACUGACGGUGGAGUGGUCGAGGCCGGACAUUAAGCCUGACCCCAAAGACAGGCUGAGCCGGGUGGAGUAUGUGCACCUGUACAGGGACACCCGCGAGGACACGGACAUGAAGCUCUCUACGUACGUCAGGAGGACAAAGCUGUUCACAGACGGCUUGAGACAAGGAAACAUAUCGCUCAAGAUCAUGAACGUGACUCUUGAAGACAAAGGGAGAUACAGAUGUUUCAUCCCCAAGUUAAAGAGCCCAGUAAAGUUUUCAAUUGUUCAUCUUGUUGUUGAGCCAGAUUAUGGUAAAACCGGGACAACAGAGACGCCACUACAACCCACAAUUCUCACAACUCCCGAUCCAACGGAUGUUAAAGGUGGUUGGUCCAGGCGGAGCAGACUGGUCCCAUUGGUGGUUGUCUGCAUCAUGGCAGUGGUCCUGAUGGUCGGUGGAGUCGUGGUAUAUUUGAUACAGAAAAGUCAAAAACAAGAACUCAUAAAAACCACUAUAAGUUUAGGUGCCUUGCUCAAGGGCACAACGCUAGACGUUGCUUACAAAGAUGAGAGAACUACCCGCCGCAUCUGGAUUCGUUGA
This is a messenger RNA of Morone saxatilis (striped sea-bass), 680 nucleotides long. Its product is annotated as myelin-oligodendrocyte glycoprotein-like. NCBI's taxonomy places the organism in Eukaryota, Metazoa, Chordata, Actinopteri, Moronidae. The record is from RefSeq and is a predicted model, not a curated record.